GAUUUCUAAGAUGGCGGACCGGCGACGGCGAAGGAGGCGCGCAUCCCAGGAUAGCGAGGAGGACGAUGAAUCUGGUUCGGGAUCGGAACGUGGAAAGUCCCUUUCGCCAACGACAAAGCCCCGAGUACGGGAUCCUGAGCCAGUUGAGGCACCAGCUGUUCGUGUGGUGCCGAAAAACGAUGCUGAAUCCGAGUGUGAAAGUGAAGAUGGCGUAGGAGAAGCUGUCCUUUCUGACUAUGAAAGUGCAGAUCCUGAGGAGAAUGCCUCACAUUCAGAGGGAGGUGAGGAGGAAGAGGAGGAGGAGGAGGUCCCUCCAACGGCUGCUGGGCCCAAACCCAGUCCUACUGCCGACACCCCUGUUGCAGAGGGGGAGCUGCAGGAAGGAGGGGGGAAGGUAGAGGAGGGUGAGAAAGGUUUGAGUAAAGAAGUGAAGUGUGAAGAUAAAGGCAACUUGGCAGGGGAGAGGCAAAGCGGGGAUGGACAGGAAAGCACAGAAGACUCUGAGAAUAAAGGCGCUAAACCAGGCCAGAAGCUGGAUGAUGACCAGGAUCGUAAUAACCCAGCCUAUAUCCCCCGUAAGGGAAUGUUCUUUGAGCACGACGUCAGAGGAAACGCACAGGAGGAGGAACGGCCGAAGGGUCGUAACAGGAAGCUGUGGAAGGAUGAGGGUUGCUGGGAACACGAUAGGUUCAGGGAGGAGGAGCAGGCGCCCAAGUCACGUGAGGAGCUGGUGGCAAUCUACGGCUAUGACAUCCGUAACGGAGGUGUCUCCAAUGAGCGGUCCUACAGACAGCGCAAGCCCAGACACAGCACCUCUCCAGUCCGGGACAAGCGCUGGCGGGACGGAGACGGGGAGAGGCCCAUCCAUACCUCCUGGCAGCAGGGAGGGAACCCCAACAGCCGUAGCACUCCCCUAGCCGUGGCCCUGCAGCAGUCUGGUCCUCCCCCCUCAGCAGCCCCCAACACCCAGCGCAACAACAACCCCCCCAGGCCCUCCUCCCACCCCCCACCCCGGGGCUUCCAGGGCAACCGCCCCCAGGCCCAGUACAGGAAUGACAGAAACCAGGAGUCUCAACGACCAGGCCCCAAGGCCGAGCCCCUUCAGACCCGGAGCCUACCGCCCAUGGACGGGGAACGAGGUCCCAGGGGCCGGGGGAACAGAGGGGCCCAUACGGAGCGCAGCUCUUCGGUAGUGGUGGAAGAGAUCCGCAGCGAGGAGGAUGACGAGCGCAACACAACAGUAACAACGUCUCAGUCAGUCUACCACAAUCGCCACUACAGUGGCAAGGGAGAUCGAGAAAGGGACUCUGCGCCACGGCGACAGGAGCAGCAGCGAGGGGGAUCUGCUCCUCCGGCAGACAACCCGGUUACCCGCGAUGCCUCCCCGGCUCCGGAGCGGCCCGUGGAAAAGAAGUCGUACUCCCUAGCCAGGAGGACUCGCACCCGGGCCACUGAGCUGGACAAGCAGGCCUCUCUUGAGGAGGCUGCCCCCACCGUGUCUUCCUCGGCACUGGCGAGUGAGCCGUGGCAGGGCCCCAGUCAGAGCCAGGGGGAUGCUGGAGACAGUAGCCAGGCGACGGUACUCACAGGGCUGGACCAGGACCUGGCCAGACUAAGCCUGGCUGGACAGAACUGGGCCCAGAACCCAACUUCGUUUCUACGCGCUGAGAUGAGGGGCAUCCCUAACUCUAUGCACAUGGGUGGAGCACCUCCACAAUACAGUAACAUAGAAGAGCUGGGAGCUGGAAACCGGGCAAAGCGGUACUCGUCCCAGCGCCAGAGGCCAAGCCCGGAGCCCGCUCCUCCUAUGCACAUAGGGGUCAUGGAAAGCCACUACUACGAGCCCAUGUCUUACCAAGGACCAAUCUAUGCCCACGGCGACAGCCCCGCCCCCCUCCCACCCCAGGGUAUGCUGGUCCAGCCUGAGAUGCACCUCCCCCAUCCAGGACACCCAGGUCUACAUCCCCACCAGUCAAGUGGCCCCAUGCCCAACCCGGCUCUCUACGCUGCUCCCCCCGUCUCAAUGUCCCCUGGGCAGCCCCCUCCACAGCAGCUGCUGGCCCCGCCUUUCUACCCUCCGCCAGGUGUCAUGACCUUUGGGAGCACCAACUACCCCUACCCGGCAGGAGCCACCCUGCCCCCCAUGUACAACCCGCCGGCCCAGUCGCAGGUGUACGGCCAGUCGCAGGUGUACGGUGGGGUGACGUACUACGAUCCAAUGCAGCAGCAAGCCCAGCCCAAACCCUCGCCUCCCCGGCGCUCCUCCCAGCCCGUCACCGUCAAACCUCCCCCACCAGAGGUAGGGUACGGCCCGGAGUGAGCCCCAAACCCCCAGCGACCCAACAACCGGACCGGAGUGGGAAGGCCAGUCAGGAGGUCAGAUCCGAGCACGGCGUUCCGAAUGGCUACGCCAGUUGGAAGAGAGCGAUAGACAUGGAGACGGAGUCUGCAAUCGAGGACCAGCACCACAUGUGGAGCGGAUUAGUUUAUUUGUAUUUUUAUGUUAUCUGGGAUAUUAUCCGCCUUAUGUUCAGGUGCCACAUUGGUUGGUUGCCCACAAUACUGAAGGGUUGUUGUUUUGGUUCACCUACCAGUGUUUUGCCUCUAAGGGGAGUGCGGUCGUAAAAACCCUAUAAAACGUAACCAUAUAAAACCGUUAACGAAAGCCCUCAAUAACAACUCCUCUGUAAACAUUACGUGACACCCGACACCAAUGACAUUCGUAGAUAUUUGUUCCUUCUAACAUCUGUCGUUCAACUGUAGGAAUAUUCAUGCAAAAGAUGUGUUUUUAAGCUCGAACAAAUGUUUAGGACUGGCUUAAAUGUGUCAUGUGAGUAUUAUGGAGAGAAUCUAACUGGGAUAGUUGGUCAUUUAGAUGGGUUAGCUAGAGUUGUUUGUCCCACCCACCACAAUCCUGCUCAUUUUCUAGCUAACAUUUACACUCCCCUACGUAUUUAUUUGAACAGUGGAGCAAAACUUUGAAUGUCCCUUUUACUCCAGCAUUUUGGAUUUGAGGUCAAAUGUUUCAUACGAGGCGAUGGUACAGAAUGUCUUUUUUUAUUUUUUUAUUUUAUAUUUUAUUUGAGCUUCUUUUUUUAUUAUUUUUUUAGAAAUUAACGCCAAACAUUUUGAAGAUGUCAUAAAUAUUUGGAUAAAUUCACUUGUGUGUUAAAGUAGUCAAGUUUCUGAACACCUCUACAUUAAUGUGGAUACUACCUUGAUUACAGAUACUCAUGAAUGAAUCUUGAAUAAUGAUGAGUGAGAGUUUGAGCCACAAAGAUCUCGCUAACCUCUCACCAUUGCCGAUAAGUUGUUAGUAUUUUUGGGGUGGUUAUAUGUAUGCCUCUUAACUUUCUUACUCGUAAUUAUUUACGAUUUAUUUGUGAUUAUCCGUAGUCAUGGAGACAUCCUUAUUAAUGUUCUAAAACAUUCUACUUUUAUUUACAAUACGCGACUCCCAAAAUGACAAUACUUUAUUUACCAUUCAUUUCUAUUGGGCACAACAUAAUCUGAAACACAACCAAAACAAUCUGUGAAUGCAUCCAAAUUUGUAGUUUAACAAGCUUGAUGUCAUUGCGUGCAAUGAAUAUGGGACCAAGUACUACACUUGACUACUUUAAAAUACAAAGUGAAUUUGUCCAAAUACUUAUGACACCUUCAACUGGGGGAUAGUAGAUGCAUAAAGUGCUUUCAUUUCGAAACAUAACAGAUUUGUAUGGAAGUACUUUCCAAUUAAUGGUGACAUUCUUUAGUCACCGUAUAAAACAUUUAGAUCUCAAAUAAAGAUGCUGCAGUAUAGAGCCGAAUUGGGGGGGGGGGGGUGUUGCUUCACUGUCCAAAUAAAUACGUAGUGUCCCAUUUUCAUCUCGUAAAAACAGCAUCGUAGGUCUUAGUUUUUAUUUUAUGGUUUCGAGUCUUGUGAACGCACACUCUUUAGAUAAAGAUGAAAAGCUAUAUACAGAUGGUGCUUACUUAUAGCUAGUACCCUACAAUUUCAACUUAUUUUCGAGUUCUCUUUAUACCUUCCACAUUGCCCAGUUUCUUUUAGUUAUUUACGUAAUUUACUGUAUUACCAGAGAACCAUUUAACCUGGCCUGAAACUGAUGUACUUGACAGUGCUACUGCUUUCUAAUGUAUGUAUAUAUAGAUAAAUGUAUAUUAAAGCCUGUGGUUUAAAUAAGCAGAAAUACUACCACCUUGUUAUCAAAUACAUGGUUAUGAAUGGAUAAAACUUUUUUUUUUUUACGAGGCUAACUCUUGCUUUUGAAAUGAAAUGGUUGUUUGGAAGUUUGCCGUUUCCAUUUUUCCCCCUCUGAGACCUUUUGUGAAAGUGGAGAGACUGGUGAGGCCACUCUACCACUAAAAUGGAUAUGAUUUGUCUGUUUGCAGAACGUACUGCUGAUCCCAAAUGAUUUUCCCUCAACAUUCUGUUAACUUAGGCUUUCGCCAGGCAGCCAAAUUCUGAAUGUUUUCCACAAUCUGAUAUUUUUCAGAUCUGAUUGGUCAAAAGACCAGUUAGUGUGGGGGGUCAGAAUGGGCUGUCUGUCUAAAAGCAGCCAAAUAAACCUAACAUACAUGCAUGUUAUACAUACUUAGAUAUGAUUGUGAAAGUAAUUCAGUUGGUGCUGGUGGCUGCACACUGUUAUAGUGAGUCUGCCCAAAAAGGGUAAGUUAUUGAUGCAACUUUAAAUGAGCUUUUUUUUUUUUUUUACCCUCCUGUAUCAGUAUAAACUGAAUUGAGUUGUAAUUCAAAGUUUUUUUGUUUAGAAAUGGCUGAUAAGAACGUUUUAAAUGUUUUAUUUUCUUUGCCUUAAGGAUAAAUUGGUUUGACAUGUUUAAUUUGACUAGACCUGCCAACACUGUGAGGGCUUGUUUGUUUCAUAGAUGUUUGAAUAUAUAUACACAUUUUCUUGAUUGUGGAGCAAGUUUUGUUUAGACUGAGGAACAUUAAACAGAAUCUAGGAAAAA
Molecule: messenger RNA, 4968 nt
Organism: Oncorhynchus gorbuscha (pink salmon)
Lineage: Eukaryota; Metazoa; Chordata; Actinopteri; Salmoniformes; Salmonidae
Product: protein CASC3-like
Exons: 13
Coding region: 11-2320 (769 amino acids)
Biological process (GO): mRNA processing
Cellular component (GO): exon-exon junction complex
Molecular function (GO): mRNA binding
Source: RefSeq, a predicted model, not a curated record